This is a messenger RNA of Seminavis robusta, 1461 nucleotides long. NCBI's taxonomy places the organism in Eukaryota, Bacillariophyta, Bacillariophyceae, Naviculales, Naviculaceae. The record is from the annotation of a GenBank genome assembly.
AUGGGUCUGCUGUACCCCGUGACAGGGGUCAAGUUUGUGUUUGCCUCUUCAGUGCUGUUGUGCAUGUUGGGAUGGUUUUCUGUCUUGCAAAAGCUUCAAGCCAAUUCUGCCAAUUUGCAGACCAAUUGUCUCCAGGAGCAACAACAUCAUCACAUGAUUCAUCAAGACUGGAAAUUGGAAAAACAACAGCAAAUACAAUCGACACGACAAUUAUCAUCCAAGGGUCACACGGCGCACAUGGCACCACACGAGUUGUCCAAGCAAAACAUGCCCAAAGGUCCACACAAGCAUCUUGCUACCCAUCAUGCUUCCCAUUCUACUAGUACUACUACUAAUAAGAAGCACCCCAAUAAGAAGAAACGACUGCGAGUCCUCAUGGGGAUCUUCACCAUGGACAAGGCCAUUCAAGGUCCCUACCGACGUGAGUUUCGAAAACUCUUCAAAGUCUUUCCCAUGUUCAAUGACACCAGGGUCUGUUCGCUCUACGACUUUCAAAUGGCUCCCAACGACGAACUCCGGUAUCAAUGUCAAUUCAUUUAUACCUUUGUUGUGGGAGGUAAUAAGACUAAUAAUGCUCGAACCGAACUGGUUGAUGAUUCGGCUCCCAUCACUGUGACGCCCUCCACAAAUCACAAUCACAAUCAUAUUCGCUCCAAAGAUUUGCGCAGUGCCACCGAUGUCACGUUCCUGAAUAUACAAGAAAACAUGAAUGACGGAAAAUCACAAACCUGGUUUAAAUACGCCGCUAUGUUGAUGCAACAAUACGAUCUCGACUAUGCCGGGAAAAUGGACUCGGAUUCGUUGCCCUACAUGGACAAAUUUUUCUCUUGGGCACACACGUACUUGCCACCACCCCCGUACAAUGCCGGUAUUCUCGCCGGAGUCCCCAUUGAUAAACUCUGGUGGCAGUCGCGCAGCAAGGCGCAAAUGGCAUUGGAUGAAACGGAAGAUUUCUUCAAGAAUAGUUUUGGAAAAGUCUUUCAUCUCUACGCGGCCGGCCAGUGUUAUAUUCUCAGUCGCGAUUUGGUCCACACGGUCGUGCUGGAAGCACCCCACAGUCAUGCGUAUCAAGAAGGACACGAAGAUCACGAUAUUAGUGCCAUGGCAUUUCAUUCCAGCAAACCCAUUAGUUUUCACUUUCUCAAUUUGCAACAACAAUUCUGGAGACAUCCCGUGAAGAGAUACAAGAAAAAGGUGCGAUACUGGAGGACCCUCUGGCACAAUGAAAAUGUACGACUCAAGGAAGUAUUGCGGCAACGACGAGACCAAAUAAUGCUCAAGACACAAAAUAACAAUAAUGGAGUUGUGGUGGUGGAUGAUGAUGCCGUGUUUGUCACACCCGAGCAAUUGGCAGCACCCGUGCAAACGGCCCAGGAGGAGGUCACGGAAGGAGAAGAGGAGGAGGAAGAAGCAGAAGUGGAUGAAAAUGGCGAAGAAGACAACAAUGCUGCCGAGGAAUAG